AUGGAUCAACAAGGACAAUCCUCAGCGAUGAACUACGGCUCAAACCCAUACCAAACCAACGCCAUGACCACUGCACCAACCGGUCCAGACCACGCAGCGUACCACCAGAUCCACCAGCAACAACAGCAGCAGCUAACCCAACAGCUCCAGUCCUUCUGGGAGACUCAGUACAAAGAGAUUGAGAAAACCACCGACUUCAAGAACCACAGCCUCCCAUUAGCAAGAAUCAAGAAGAUCAUGAAAGCUGACGAAGACGUGAGGAUGAUCUCCGCAGAGGCACCUGUCGUGUUCGCAAGGGCCUGCGAGAUGUUCAUCCUUGAGCUGACACUAAGGUCGUGGAACCACACUGAGGAGAACAAGAGGCGGACGCUGCAGAAGAACGAUAUCGCCGCCGCUGUUACCCGAACUGACAUCUUCGACUUCCUUGUGGAUAUUGUUCCUCGUGAGGAUCUCCGUGAUGAAGUCUUGGGUGCGGUUGGUGCUGAAGCAGCAGCCACAGCAGCCGGUUUCCCUUAUGGUUACUUGCCUCCCGGUACAGCUCCGAUCGGUAACCCGGGUAUGGUUAUGGGUAACCCGGGCGCUUACCCGCCUAACCCGUAUAUGGGUCAACCGCUAUGGCAACAACAAGCUCCUGACCAACAGAAUCCUGAUAAUUAA
Molecule: messenger RNA, 657 nt
Organism: Microthlaspi erraticum
Lineage: Eukaryota; Viridiplantae; Streptophyta; Magnoliopsida; Brassicales; Brassicaceae
Source: the annotation of a GenBank genome assembly